This is a messenger RNA of Cuscuta epithymum, 3845 nucleotides long. The record is from the annotation of a GenBank genome assembly. NCBI's taxonomy places the organism in Eukaryota, Viridiplantae, Streptophyta, Magnoliopsida, Solanales, Convolvulaceae.
AAAGUUGUAAAAGUAGAGGAAUAGAUAUACGGUGGUGCCUAGCAUUGGUCUGGGGUUGGAAUCGUAUCCGGGCUAGAGGUUGUUCGGUGAGUGAGUGUGGAUGGAGGCUUGUGUUUUUGGACCAAAGGUUCGAGUGAGGCUUACCCGACCGACGACUUGUCUCGUUCCCUGGUAGGUUUUGCUACCAACUCGGUCUCUUUUCUUCUGGUUUUACUGGCUGAACUGUGAAUGUUUAGUUACAGUUUGGGCGUUUUUUGUUCUGUUCGAGAGGGGCACUUUAUUCCGUAAGGUCGUGAGACGGCAGGAGAGUGCUUUUGGAUUUUUUUUAGCUACUAGAAGAUCGAUAUAUGAGCGUGGUUGGCUUGAUCUGUUUAAAGACAAGAAACAAAGUCGGAUGGUGGCUGAAUGUGUGAGAUAAUAACAAUUGUUUUGCUAUUCACAGUGAAAGUUUGAGUGGUGGCAUAUGUUUAUUGUGAUAAUUGUUGUAAAUUCGGCUAUGAGCUUUUAUUGUGAAGUGAGAAUUGAAGCUAAUGAACCUUGGUGGCGCUUUGGCAGAGGUUGGAAGCUUGUGGCCGAGAUUUAAGCUUGUAGAGAGAGUAACAACACAUUUGUGGGUUUUCAGGCUAGAAUUAAGGUGUGCAAACUAGGGCUGUUAAUGAGCCGAGCCUGAACACCUAAAGCUCGAGUUCGGCUCGAUAAGGAAUUAGUGGUGCUCGGUUCGUAGUGUGGGAAAGAGUUGUGAGCUGUGACGUGGGAGAAUUCAACUACAUAAUUAAAAGCUUUGUAAAUUUGUUUACUUUAUAAACAAAAUAAAUUAUGGCAAAAUGGGCAAAGAAAUUCCGGUUGAAAGAAGGGGACACAAAUACAAAGUUCUUUCAUAAUGUGGUUAAACAAGAGAGCUAUGUUUGCCUAGACGGUCUAGACCCGGAGUGCCACCAGCACUAUUGGGAUAUUUUGGGGGACGACAUAGCUGCUUUUUGUCAAAAGAUGUUCUCAACAGGAGUUAUCCCAAGGGAGAGGGAACUGGGCCUAGGCCAUUUGGUGCGGCAUUUCCGGCGGGAGAAUUGGCGUCUCUUUGUUGCAUUCCAGUGGUUCUUUAUGGAGUUCUCUGUUCUUCCGGGAAGGCGUUUUGCUAUUUCCGCCCACUUGUUACCAACUUCUAGGUGUAUUUAGCAUGACGGGAAAGCGGAAAUUUGACUCGGGGUCUACGAAGAGAAAGAAUAAGGUGAGGAGAGAUUUGGUUAUACAAUCCUUUGCCGGCUCUAUGGAUCGGUAUGUUAAGUCAAAUCCUUCUUCCUCAAGUAUUGUUGAGAAUGACAAUACAAAUGUUGUUUGUGAGAAUGAGAAUAAUAAUGCAAACAUUGUAGAAGAGAAUGAGGAUGUUAAUACUCAUAGGGACAAUGUAAUUGUUAGUGACGAAGAAACUGUAGGUCAAGUCACUGCGCCUGAGAUAUUAUAUGAUUUCUUUGACCCGGGAAAUUGGAAAACACCCAUAUCUCAAAACCAAAGAGAUUUAUUGGUAGAGAGAGGUCCUAUAAGAAUAAGUGGUCUUGAAUAUCCCGUUGAUAGGAAAAGGAGUUUCAGUGACAAACUUUACACUCGAUGCUUGGGAAAUGGGGAGAGAUAUGAUAGACCAUGGUUGGUUUACUCUUUGUCAAAAGACAAAGUCUUUUGCUUUUGUUGUGUGUUAUUCAAAAAAAGUGUGAUGUCAAGCCCUCUAACGAAUGCGGGUCAAGGCUAUAAUGAUUGACACAACAUACAUUGUAGACUUGUUGAGCAUGAAAAAAGCUUUGAUCAUAUCCUUAACAUAGAAGCAUGGAGGGAAGCGGAAGUGAGGUUAAAAAAAAGGAACUAUUGAUGCUUCUCGAGAUAUAGCUAUCAAUAAAGAGAAGGAGUAUUGGAGAGCUGUUUUAAAGAGGAUUAUGAUUGUUGUGAAGACUCUUGCUACUUGUAACAUAGCUUUCCGCGGCCAUAGGGAGAAGCUUUCAGAUGAAAAUAAUGGAUUUUUUUUAAAGAUUAUUAAUAUGAUUGCGGAGUUUGAUCCUAUAAUGGAAGAGCAUCUUAGGAGGAUACGGAAGAAAGAGAUCCGAAAUCAUUAUCUUGGCCAUGGUAUUCAAAAUGAAAUGAUACAACUUUUGUCAAAUGAAGUUAAAAAAAUCAUUCAAGUUAUUCGGAGUGCGAAGUACUUCUCUGUUAUUCUUGAUUGCACGUCGGAUGUUAGUCAUGAUGAGCAAAUGAUACUUUUGAUUAGGUGUAUAAAUGUGUCUGCAAUCCCUAUAAGAAUUGAGGAGUUUUUCUUAACAUUUGUUAAAGUGAUUGAGACAACUGGUGAAGCUCUCUUUGUUGAACUUAAAAAGUUGCUUCACAUUCAUGAGUUUGACUUUAAUAAUGUAAGGGGACAAGGUUGAUAAUGGUUCAAACAUGAAGGGAGAUGACAAAGGAGUACAAGCUAGGGUGUUAAGAGAAUAUCCGAGAGCAUUGUAUACUCCUUGUGGUUGUCAUUCUCUGAACCUCGCCCUUUGUGAUAUGGCUAUGAGUUGUACACAAGCAAAAACAUUUUUUGGUGUGGUGCAACGUAUCUAUAAAUUAUUUUCAGGGUCAACCAAACGAUGGGAGGUUCUCAAGAUUUACCUUAAAGACGGUGAAGGAAGUGGUCUCACUCUUAAAUCAUGGUCAGAUACACGUUGGGAAAGUCGUGUUGCUAGUGUGAGGGCUGUCAGGUUUCAAGGGCCACAGAUAAAACAAGCAUUAGAGCACUUGACCAACUGUAGUAACGAUCCUAGCACUGUGAGUGAUGCAAGGUCCAUAUGUGAGUAUGAAAUGAACUUUGAUUUUCUUGUUGCUAUUGUAAUCUGGUACGAGAUACUUAACAAGGUAAAUAAAGUUAGCAAAGUCCUUCAACAAAAAGAUAUGAUUGUCAGUUCAGCUAUUACUCUCUUGAAAGGCCUAGUUGCAUAUUUUAAAGAUUAUAGAGAGGAUGGAUUUGAGAAAGCCAAAGUUGAAGCUGAAAAAUUGGCGAUUGAAUUAAAUAUUCAACCCCAAUUUCGUGAAACUCUCGUACCAAAAAGAAGUUUUUCGAUGAGAAUGCAAUGGAUGAACCAAUAAAAUCAGCAGAAAGUGUAUUCAAGUUAACUUACUUUUUGUUUGUUGUUGAUGCUGCUAUAUCUUCACUUACUACUAGAUUUGAGCAGUUUCAAAAAUACGAGGAUACAUUUGGAUUCUUGUAUGACAUAAGUAAGUUGAAGGGACUUGGCGAUGAGCAACUGAUGAGUUAUUGUGACACGCUUAGCACGUUUUUGAAACAUGGGGAUGAUUGUGAUAUUGACGCAGUUGAGCUAUUUUCGGAACUACAGUUGCUUGGAAAAUCCUUACCGGAAUGUGCAACAAAAGUGAUUGAAGUGUUGGAGUACAUAAAAGAUAUGCAUAUUUCUUUUCCAAAUGCUUGGAUUGCUUACAAAAUUUUGUUGACUAUUCCAGUGACAGUGGCUACUGCAGAAAAAAGCUCUUCAAAGUUGAAACUUAUUAAAAACUAUCUACGAUCAACCAUGUCAGAAGAUAGAUUAAGUGGCUUAGCUAUAUUAUCUAUUGAGAAAAAAGUGUUGGCCAGUCUUGAUUGCAGUGAUGUUAUUAAUGAUUUUGCACUUCAAAAGGCAAGAAGGAUAGGUCAAUAGGGUAUCAAAAGUACAAGUCUGCGAUAUAUUUUGCAUAUGUUUGCAUUAUUAUAUUUAAAAACUUAUCCUUUUGAAUAUUAAAAAUAUUAUAUCGUACACUUUGAUAUGAUUUUUCAUAUGCAGUUUUAUCUAUUCAAUUUAUCUCUUUUGAAUGUGAUUUUUGUAUGGUAAGUA